AUGAACAGUAGAAACACCUUUGAUUUGAAGGACUCUCCCACCAGUGAAACGAAUCUCUUAACAAACAAACAAAUAGAUAACAUCCUAACAUGGUCAGAUUUCGAAACAUCCAAUAACGACAUAACAGCAACAACAAUAGAAAUGAGAAACUACUCCAACAACAUAAUCACAACCGAACAAAUACCAACAGAAACCACAAUCAGUACAUCUCGCAUUACCCAACAAGCACCAAUA
Acaulospora morrowiae is the source of this 234-nucleotide messenger RNA. Lineage: Eukaryota; Fungi; Glomeromycota; Glomeromycetes; Diversisporales; Acaulosporaceae. The record is from the annotation of a GenBank genome assembly.